Ipomoea nil (Japanese morning glory) is the source of this 273-nucleotide messenger RNA. NCBI's taxonomy places the organism in Eukaryota, Viridiplantae, Streptophyta, Magnoliopsida, Solanales, Convolvulaceae. The record is from the annotation of a RefSeq genome assembly.
AUGGUAAAAAACUUAUUCAUUUCGGUUAUUUCUCAAGAAGAAACCAAAGAAAACAGAGGGUCCGUUGAAUUUCAAAUAUUCAAUUUCACCAAUAAGAUACAGAGACUUACUUCCCAUUUAAAAUUGCACAAAAAAGACUAUUUAUCUCAGAAAGGUUUGCGUAAAAUUUUGGGAAAACGUCAACGGCUGCUAGCUUAUUUGUCAAAAAAAAAUAAAGUACGUUAUAAAGAAUUAAUUGAGAAAUUGGAUAUUCGAGAGACAAAAACUCAUUAA